GGCAAGGUUAAAAAUAUUCCCCCCGCAAUGGCUUGGUGUGACCGUGGGGUUCAAAUGCUGCUUGCCACCGUGGGAGCUUUCGUGGCGUUCAGCCUAAUGGCCAUCGCAAUAGGAACAGAUUACUGGCUCUAUUCACGCGCGUACAUCUGUAACGCGACCAACAUCACCACGGAUGACACACAAACACAGCCCAAGAAAACUCGAGGCGACCUUACGCACUCCGGACUGUGGAGAAUCUGCUGUAUAGAAGGUAUCAACAAAGGAAGCUGUUACCGCAUCAAUCAUUUCCCUGAUGAUAAUGACUAUGACACAGACAGCUCAGAGUACCUCUUGCGCAUUGUUCGUGCGUCCAGUGUGUUUCCCAUCCUUAGUACCAUUUUGUUGUUGCUGGGGGGAGUCUGUGUGGGAGUGGGACGCAUCUACAGCAAGAGGAACAACAUUCUGCUCAGCGCUGGCAUUCUGUUUGUGGCAGCAGGUCUAAGCAACAUUAUCGGCAUCAUAGUCUACAUCUCCAGCAAUGCUGGUGACCCCAGCGACAAGAGGGAUGAGGACAAGAAGAAUCAGUACAAUUACGGCUGGUCUUUCUACUUUGGGGCACUUUCCUUCAUUGUGGCUGAGACAGUGGCUGUGUUAGCUGUUAAUAUCUACAUAGAGAAAAACAAAGAGGUGCGUUUCAAAGCACGACGAGAAUUCAUAAAGUCUACCUCAUCGUCUUCGCCAUAUUCCCGCAUGCCUAGCUUCCGUUACCGUCGGCGGAACUCCCGUUCCAGCUCCCGCUCUACCGAAGCUUCCCGAGAAGCAUCCCCUGUUGGGCUGAAGAUGGUUGGCUCCGUGCCUCUGGGGGAGAUUUCCAUGUACACAUUGACCAGGGACCCUCUGAAAGCUGGGACAGACAGCUCCUAUAGCCCUGACCAUGAUUCUGGCUUCCUACAAGUGCACAAUUGCUUUUCCAAAGACCUGAAUGAUGGUGUCAAUAGGAGGACAACUCCAGUAUGA
Chanos chanos (milkfish) is the source of this 996-nucleotide messenger RNA. It is a transcript of the gene cacng4b, whose product is annotated as calcium channel, voltage-dependent, gamma subunit 4b. Gene Ontology annotation, molecular function: voltage-gated calcium channel activity; channel regulator activity. The transcript has 5 exons. Gene Ontology annotation, biological process: neurotransmitter receptor transport, postsynaptic endosome to lysosome; calcium ion transmembrane transport; neurotransmitter receptor internalization. Bases 28 to 996 code for a protein of 322 amino acids. The record is from RefSeq and is a predicted model, not a curated record. Gene Ontology annotation, cellular component: voltage-gated calcium channel complex; postsynaptic density membrane; AMPA glutamate receptor complex. NCBI's taxonomy places the organism in Eukaryota, Metazoa, Chordata, Actinopteri, Gonorynchiformes, Chanidae.